This is a messenger RNA of Acaulospora colombiana, 339 nucleotides long. The record is from the annotation of a GenBank genome assembly. NCBI's taxonomy places the organism in Eukaryota, Fungi, Glomeromycota, Glomeromycetes, Diversisporales, Acaulosporaceae.
GGAGAAUCGUCGCAGGUUGGCGCGGAACUGGGUCCCUCCAAACUUGAGCACGACGUCAAAGUCGAGUUGCCAGUACCGUCCUUGUGGCCCUUCUUUCGUUUUGAGCGAUCCGACGAGGUCACGCAGAAAGAGAAAGGAACGCGCCUUCUUCAUCUACGACCCAUUGAGCUUGGCCUGGUCGUUCCCAAAUAUAAAUGUUGGUCGUCUUGCGGCCUACUGUCCCCGGGAACACUUUCCAUGUUUCUUUGCGGCUUUGGAAAAUCAUCAAAAAGUGAGGGCUUACUUGAGGUUGGUGUAGACCAUGUCUUUACGUGCAUAGUGUGCAGAGUUGGAUGGGUG